AUGAAAACCCCCCUUAAUCAUCCUUUUCUCAGUGAAACAUUUUCAGUAGAAAAAACCAACGAAAAAAUAGAGAAAUGACGCUUUAGAGACCAAAGUGGUGGUUUGCUACGUACUUCCUUCUUCGAUCAGUUGAAACAGUCAUGGGUACUGGUGCAGUCCUGUUUGCUAUUUCCCUUCUCUAUGUAAUUGAAGCUCAAGGACUCCAAGAUGUGUUUGUGUUGCAGGGAAAGGACUUACACCUGGAUAUAAAGAAACCUGUUGUACUUGACGAAACAAGAGAUUUAUUCUGGAGAUUUAAUACCAAAAACAAUAUUGUUAAAAUCACUCCUGAAAGAAAGACAUUAUUGAUUAACAGCUAUAAAGAAAGGGUUGAGUUUCGACAAAAUUACUCUCUGUUAUUAAAGAAUGUACAACACAGUGACAGUGGAGAUUAUGCUGCAGUCAUGGUUGGGGGACAAGAGGAAAGGGUAGCUGAAUACAAGGUCACAGUCCAAGAUCCAGUGUCUCCAGUUAAUCUGACAGUGACCAACAGCUCAGACUCCUGUAACAUCACUGUGACCUGCAGCACAGUGGACUUAAAGAUCAGCAGAACGUUUAGAUGUGAUGCCCAAAACUGCUCUCAGGUGGAAGAAAAGAGUCUGAACACCAGAAAAAACUUUUCCUCUCUGAUUGUUUACCUGCGGCAAGACACCAUCGUUUGUAACCAUAGCAACGAAGUGAGCUGGAAACAGAGCAAGGUGACCAAACUGCAGUGUGAGCCAAAGCCAGUUCCCAAUAAAGCCAUCAUAGCUGGGGCUUCCGCUGGUGUUUUCAUCAUCUUGACUGUUGUGACUCUGCUUUUCUCUGUCAGAAAAUGACAUUCUACCAGACCAGAAUCAAAGACAGCCUGUCUCAGGAGAUGCCUCAUGUCAGUCUCCAACAUCCACUUACGCCUUGGUGGAGUUUCAUACCGGACCAGAAACCACUAAAACCAAAAACACCCCCCAGCCAGAGACAGUGUAUGCUCAGGUUAACAGAGCCGCCAAGCUCCAAUCCACAGGCCCAACAACCAACACCCAGAGCUGAAGAACAUCAACAGAACCAUAAAUGCUUACAUUUGGUUUCACCUCCCGUUUCCUAAAUAUGUCUGUAAAAUGUGAAUGCUCGUGUUGCCAUGUCAGUGGUGGAUGGAUGAUGGAUGGAUGGAUGGAUGGAUAAAUGGAUGGAUGGAUGUUGUAGCUAACUUUAGACACAAGGGUGACUGCUGCUUAAUAUUGUGUUCUACCUCAAAUGUAGCUGCAUGUUUCUGUUAAGAGUUAAGUUAAUUGGUGCUAAGGUGUUGGUGAGAGAACUGAAUCAAGAAGAAUGUUAUAAAGAUAAAUCUCACACACACACACACACACACACACACACACACACACACACACACACACACACACACACACACACACACACACAC
Messenger RNA from Archocentrus centrarchus (flier cichlid), 1438 nucleotides. RefSeq lists its product as uncharacterized. Bases 141 to 857 code for a protein of 238 amino acids. Gene Ontology annotation, cellular component: membrane. The record is from RefSeq and is a predicted model, not a curated record. The transcript has 5 exons. Lineage: Eukaryota; Metazoa; Chordata; Actinopteri; Cichliformes; Cichlidae.